CACUAGAAGGGGAGGAAGAUUAAUCGCUGCGUUAUUGUUUGGUUGAGUACAUCCCCUCCCCCCAACAUUAUCGUGUUUGCUGAGUGGAGAUAACUAUCUCAUCUUGUCCCGGGCAAUGAUGAUAGCACUAAAGGCUACAAACAAGCUUGAUUUCGUGGAUGGAACCAUUCCAUGACCAGUAGCGGGAGAUCCCAACUUUGAUCACUGGGAGAUGUAUAAUUCAGCAUUGUUCUUGUGGAUUUUCAAUACUUUGGAAAAGGCUCUGCAGUCAGGAGUGGUGUACGCCGACAAUGCGAAAAUUUUGUGGGAUGACUUGUGAGAGAGAUAUUCGCAGGGAAAUGAAAGUACGGCUUAUCAGCUCAAAGUCGACAUUUGCCUCUUGAGGCAGGAAGGUUUGGGUAUUGCUAUUUAUUAUUUAAGGCUUAAGGCAUUAUGGGAUGAACUUGACAACUAUUUGCAGAUUCCCGAGUGUAAUUGUGCUGCAGCUGGGAGAUAUACCGCGCAAGGGAGAGAAGAAAGGCCCAUUAGUUCUUGAUUGGGCUAGGUCCCAAGUGUAGCACGAUGAGGUCCAAAUCCUGAGCGCAGACCCACCUUAUACCCUCAAAAGAACUCUACCAAUUAUAUUGCACACACAAGGAGAGCCAAAAACAAGUGGCUCGUUCUCAUGAAACCGAACCUGAGGUGGGGGUUUUUUUGGCAAAUUGGGGACGGGAACGAAGCAGGAAGGAGGUGCAUCGAGCAGCAGCAGCGGUAAGGCUUGUUACUACUGUGGCCGAGUCAACCAUAUUAAGAUUCAAUGUUGGCAGUUGCAUGGGAAUCCAUCGAGCCAGGAUGCUGGCCAGUGGAGAGACAAAAGGAAGAAGCUGAUGGGAGGGAAGAGCAGCGGCAUAGGGGCAGUGACACCAGCAGCCCCGAAGCCAUCUCCAGCCAAUCGGCAAAAGGGUCCUGGUGGCUACAAGGCACACGCAGCCCAAGUGACGCAAUCAGUCGUGUGAUUGAAUGGACUGUUGACAAUGGGGCCUCUCGACAUAUGACAGGGAGGGCAAAUAUUCUUACUGAUUUAUCACUUCUGGCAAAGAGGUUGCCAGUGGAUAUUCCUAAUGGAGACUUGGUUCUUAGGGUCAUACACAAACAAUCCGAGUUAAGCAUGAAGUUAUAGUCCAUUAUUAUAACUAGAGAAGUAAGUAUGUACGUAUAAUGAAUGGAGUAAUUUUUUUUUUA
This is a messenger RNA of Punica granatum (pomegranate), 1221 nucleotides long. Lineage: Eukaryota; Viridiplantae; Streptophyta; Magnoliopsida; Myrtales; Lythraceae. The record is from RefSeq and is a predicted model, not a curated record.